UUCCAGGCAGUUAAGGACGUCCUGGUCUCCAACGCGGUGCUGCACCACUUCGACGAGCGCCUCCCGGUCGUCCUGGCAUGCGAUGCAUCGCCGUACGGGGUGGGCGCUGUCCUGGGGCACCAGUUACCGGAUGGCCGGGAGGUUCCGGUCGCAUACUACUCACGCACCCUGACCUCGGCAGAACGGAACUACGCACAAAUCGACAAGGAGGCCCUGGCCAUAGUAGCGGGGGUCCAUAAAUUCAAAGAUUAUUUGUAUGGGCGCCGGUUCACGAUAGCGACGGACCAUAAGCCGCAUGCGGCGGAGGUGGCUAGAGCCACCGGGAAAAACAAAAUCCUAGCACGGGUGCUCGACUGGGUGGUGAGGGGGUGGCCAGAGGGGAACAUGGGGGAAGAGUUCAAACCCUACAAAAUGCGAAGGGAGGAACUCACAGCCCACAAAGGGUGCCUACUAUGGGGGAGCAGGGUAGUGGUCCCACCUCUACAGAAACGGGUCUUAGAAUCACUCCACGAAACACACCCAGGCAUAGUGAGAAUGAAGGCCCUGGCCAGGAGCUACGUAUGGUGGCCGGGGAUGGACGGGGAGAUAGAGAACUGGGUCCGGAGAUGCAGCACAUGCCAGGAGUCGCGGCCAGACCCACCCAGCGCCCCGGCUACACGGUGGGAGACCACAAGGAAACCGUGGUCCCGGCUCCACAUUGAUUUUGCCGGGCCGUUCCAGGGACAGAUCUUCCUAAUCAUUGUGGAUGCAUACACAAAAUGGUUAGAGGUCGUUCCCGUAGGGUCUACCUCAUCAGCAGCAGCCAUUAGAGCAUUACGCAGGGUCCUGUGCACCCACGGUAUUCCGGACACCAUAGUCUCGGACAACGGGGCAGCGUUCACCUCGGGGGACUUCCAGGCGUUCCUCCAGAGGUACCUCAUUAGACACAUCCGGUCAGCCCCCUUCCACCCGGCCACCAACGGCCAGGCCGAGCGGAUGGUCCGGACAACAAAAGAGGCCCUGGGAAGGAUAGUGCAAGGCGAUUGGGACCACCGGCUAGCCGCGUUCCUCUUCGACAACCGGGUCAUCCCAAACCCAGUCACCGGGGUCAGCCCAGCCGAGCUCCUCAUGGGGCGC
Messenger RNA from Heteronotia binoei (common prickly gecko), 1116 nucleotides. RefSeq lists its product as uncharacterized. Gene Ontology annotation, molecular function: nucleic acid binding. Gene Ontology annotation, biological process: DNA integration. NCBI's taxonomy places the organism in Eukaryota, Metazoa, Chordata, Lepidosauria, Squamata, Gekkonidae. The record is from RefSeq and is a predicted model, not a curated record.